AUGGUGACAAUCUUUGCAGGAGUUCCUGGACAGACAAAUUGGAUGCCUGUUCCUCAGGCACCAAUAGGCUGCCCCCCAGGAUUGGAAUACCUGACUGCAGUUGAUCAAUUGCUCAUUCAACAACAGGUUGAGCUUCUGGAAGGUAAUUUGAAGAGAGUGAGAAAUGUUCAUUUCAGUCGCAACUUAUUUUUCAAUGUGCCAUCAUGAAUUGAAAUCAGCAGGCUCCAUAAAAAAGCUGAAACAAAGAGGGCAACUUUGAAUAUUUUAUCAGUAAGAUUGUUUAUUAAGGGUAAAUAUGAAUGUUGUCCUUUCAACAAGCUUUUCCUCAAAAUAUUUGACAAACUCCUCUUACUGUUUGGUUAGCUGGAAAGGACAUAAUAUUGUGAUCCUUGGAUAAAGAUUGCUGAGAUACAGAAUUUGGAGUAUUAGAUGAUCAAGCAAGGGGUGAUGGGAUGAGUUUGCAGAAAUGUUAUUACUCACAUCUGUAAUGGCAUUGUCUGUUUUAGAAGGGAUCUCCUAAUCAGACUCAAUCUUUUACAUGUGAUAUGAUUCUUGGUUCAGUCAAAAUAUUUCUUAAGUAUCAUAAGGGAUUAAGGUGGCUUUAAUCAUAUUUUAUUUAUCAAAUGAUUCGAAAAAUUAACUUCAAAAUGUGGACUGAUCUUGAACAUUAGUUGCAAACAUUUUUCUGUUUGGAUCAAGUUGAUAGCUUUGUGCAAGUGACUUCCAGCUUAGCUCUGGUAGGAUGGUUUCUAUACCUUGAUGGCCAAACCAGUCUUAAUUUAAGCGUUAUACCAUAAUACAUGUUUUUCUUUUUCCUUAUUUUCUCUUAGCUUUCACUGGAUUUGAAACCAACAACAAAUACAAGAUAUGUAAUUCCAUGGGUCAACAAGUAUAUUUUGCUGCUGAAGGUAAUUUUGCUAGUGUUGUUUCUUUCAAUUUACUAUAAUUUUAAAUAAAAUAAACUUUAUACAUUUUUAACACUAGUGGUAUUUUUUCAGACACUGACUGCUGCACUCGACAGUGCUGUGGUCCUGGGCGUCCAUUUGAAAUGAAAGUUUUUGACAACAUGCAAAGAGAAGUGAUACAUCUCUCCCGACCCCUCAGGUGCCAGUGCUGCUGUUGUCCUUGUUGUCUUCAGGAGAUUGAAAUACAGUCCCCACCAGGGACAGUUAUUGGUUAUGUGGAACAGAAGUAAGUGAAUAUGGUAAAACAUCUUCAUUUUCAUUACUGAGCAUAAAAGUUACAAUCUUUCCUAUUCUUUUUACCAACCAAAGGCUUUCGCAAAUACAGAUCCAAGCUGUUUCUGGAAUGUGUGUCACCUAUGAGCUCAUCCAAGGCAUGAGCUUGGACACUUUGAUCAGAGUCCAGUGUGCAAGUAGUGAAAUGAAUAUUAAAAAUAAAUAUUAAGUGGGAAAAAAUUCUCAAAUGGUAAGAAGCAGACAUUCAAACGGGCAGCAUGGUGGAGGGUGUGAACAGGAACCACCAGAUUAUGAGCCUAGCCCCCUUAUCCCCUCGCUACACCCAAACACUCGGCCAUGCUGCAACUUAGCUUCACCCAAGCUACUCAGCCAUUCUUCUUCUGCUACAUUCAAAGUACUUCACCAUUCUCCAGUUCAGCCAUGCCCAAACAACAUGGCCUGGUGCAGUUCAGCCAUACCCAAACAACAUGGCCUGAUGCAGUUCAGCCAUACCCAGACAACAUGGCCUGAUGCAGUGUAGUUGCAUCCAAAUGACCAGGCCAUGUAGUAGUCUUCCUUACUCUAAACACUUUGCCACUCACCCUUUACUUGCAAUUCAUGAUUUGAUUCUGUGACCGUAGGUGGACAUGGUGGAAAGCCAAAUUGGAAAUUCAAGAUGCACAGCGGCAACCUAUCAUGGUAGUCAAUGGGCCGUGCUGCCCUUGCAGUUGUGGAUCGGAUGUUGAAUUCCCUGUGAGUCGAGUACUGCUUAUUCUGCAGCCUAGUGUGAUUAGAUAACGAGAAAGGGAGGGGUGAGAGAGUGAAUAUGUCCAUGCUUCAUGUUUGUAAUGGUUUCUGAAUUGUGUUUAGUUAUGUGUUCUUUUGAAGAGAUAUCUUGUUCCCACAGCUCAAUUCUUUGGAUGGAAGCAGUGAAAUUGGAAUGAUCAGCAAGCAGUGGACUGGACUCGCAAGAGAGAUGUUUACUGAUGCUGAGAACUUUGGAGUGAAAUGUAAGGACAGAACAGAGAUAUUUUCCUUUGAAAAGUCCAUGCAAUGAAGUACCAAGAGAAUAAAAAUAUUUCCGUUAUACACCCAGGGCUUCCUCGUCAGAUCACGGUGAAAUGGCUCGUUUCUGAGAUUACACUUCACGGAAUCUCCCCUAGGCAAAAAUUUUGCAAGGUUCAUAUUAGAAUGCGGGUAAACUUAGUUUCUUAGAUCUUGGUUUUGCUUAGGUAGCCUACGUCGCCCCAUCUCACUGUCGCCCCGUCACGUCGACCCCAAGCUGGUAACUUCGUCGCCUCGUGUUACACGGUUUGAAACAAAAAAUAUUGGAAAUAUUUAUGGGUUAUCUAAAAAACAGAAUGAAGCGUGAACAAAAUGAAAUUCAGAAAAAAUUAUACCCAAGUGUUAAAUGAAGAGGCUAGACCUUUUCUUUCCUAUUUGCUGUGCCUCAGGUUUUUAAUUCAGUUUUUUAUUUCACUCUUUGUUUUUUGUCAGUCCCUUUGGAUCUGGACGUCAAGUACAAAGCCAUACUAAUGGGAGCUACCUUUCUCAUUGUAAGUACAGACAGAGCGCAUGUUACAUUUCUUACAACUGCAAAAGUUCCAUGCCACGUCAGCGAUUUUGUUAACGUCCAUUGAAAGACUGAAAUUUUUCUCACCUACUCAAAUUUUUGAAGCUAGUCGAUGACCAGAGCUACGUUUUGGCGUCUUCUUUGAUCUGCUACUAAACAGACGCACGGAAAAAGGGAUUAUUUUUGUGUUAUAUUGUUGUUAUAAAGAAGCAGAAUUUUGUUAAUGGUGAUGUCAUUUAUGCUUUUUUCCCCCAUUAGAUCAUUUGUAAGAUCAAAUAAAAAUGUGUGUCAUUCAGUAUACUAUUUAACCAUUAAACUCCCAUGAGUGAUCAAGACAGAAUUUCUCCUUACAAUAUCGCUACAACAUCGACCAGAUAAGUGAUGACAAUAAAGAAAAAUAUCAAUUUGGGGAUGAUUAGUUGAUCCAAUACUAAAUUCUCUGAACUAACAUUUUAAGAAUUGUAUGGUUGACAGUGAGGAGAAUGACAAAUUUGAUCUGGGAGUUAAAGGGUUAAUUACCUCCAUGUGAUGAGAAUAUCAGUAACACACUCGGCGCCGCCUUAUGUACCUUUUUUUUGUUCUCACUACGUUUUGUCGUCAUCCGGGAUCUAUCACUGGAAAAACACGUCCUGCAACAUUGCAUCAAUUUGAUUCUAAUGACUUGAUUUAUUUCUUAACUUUUAGGACUUCAUGUUCUUUGAACACAGCAACAACUAAACGAUCGCUGUGAGUUCACGUGCAGCCAGUUUAAAAAGAAGGAAGAUUUUUAAGGGCACCUCUUAUAUGAUCAACGCUACAGUCUUUAAUAUGUAAUAAAUGCACGUAUAUUCUGAUAUAUGUUAUCUGCUUGACACCUUUGUAAGCUUUAAACUCCGGCAAUUCCAAUUAGUAAUCCUUCCUUCACUAGUCACGAACAGUACCUUGUUUAUUAGUGAAGAGAAUUUUGUGUUCAAUCAAGGAACGCCUUGCAACUGAUGAAUUGCCUCUUCUCCCUACCUUUUCGCGGAACAAGGUAUUGAAAUUGGACGGGGAAGUUACAUGUUAGCGAUUUCUUAAAGUAGAAGGGUAAAAUGCCGGUAGGAUUUUUUUAUGCAAGUUAAAUAAUGGAACAAAAUGUUAACGUUGACACUUAAAAUGUAAAAGGUAUAUUGUGCGGAAAUAGCUCAAGGAUUUUGAUCAGAAGAUUCGUAGAUGAUAGAGAACCUGUAUUUCUUGAUGAACUGCGUACACUUGUGUUUUCUCGCUAUAGUUGUAAGUUCAUACACGUUCGUGGGAGAAUACCGCGCGAGUAAAUUACUUUAUACAUAAUUAUUGCACCAUGUAUCAAUAAAAAUGUUGCAGAAAAACCUC
Messenger RNA from Pocillopora meandrina, 4101 nucleotides. The record is from the annotation of a GenBank genome assembly. NCBI's taxonomy places the organism in Eukaryota, Metazoa, Cnidaria, Anthozoa, Scleractinia, Pocilloporidae.